UCGUAUGCUCGUACCUUCCAGUUUCCUUUUCGCUGCUUGCGUCGACGUGCACGUUUUCUCGCACGGAAACGCGCGACAGGGUAGUAUCCCUCUUUCUUAGGAUACCUACCAACCCCCCUCGUGUAUCCAACAGAUCUUAGCCUUCUCUCUUUCUCUUUCUCUGUUGGGACAUAUCCAAUUUUAUCGUAGGAUCAUCAUUCGACCGCUAACUCACAUUCUUCUUUGACAAGCCUCAAUGAUUUACCAUUACUCGGAAAGAUGAUCUUUUCUAAAGAAAAGGAUACAACUCAAAUGAAGCUUCAAUGUCGACGAAGAAGAACGGAAAGUGAAAAAAGUGUUGAUGGAUUUUGGAUUAAAUCAAUAUCAUUAUCAUCAUCAUUAUUAUUAUCGCCGUCAUCGUCGUCGUCGUCGUCGUCGUCGCCGUCGUUGUCUCGUCAUUCGUGUUCUUGUAAUUCACCAGGAUAUUCGUAAAAAAAAUUUGUUUAAUGAUCGGAGAAUGAUCGAUCGAAAAUAACGAUCGAAAUGAUUAUUGUCGCUUGAAAAUUAUCAAAGAUUGUGACAAGAUCAAGUGAGAGAGAGAGAGAGAGAGAGAGAGAGAGAGAGAGAGAGAGAGAAAGAGAGAGGAAGUGAAGAAGAGUAAGAGAAGGAAAGAAAUCUUGAAAAUGAGCUUCUUCAAUUCUCUCCAGCAAUACGUGAGCGACAGUGUGGCGAGCUUCAAUCUCAGCCCUAAGAGAUUCUCCUUCAGUCGAGAGGACUCUGCUAGUACGACAGGUAGAAGCGGUUCUAGCGGAAGUAUCGUCAAUGACAAUUCGAGUACACAUCAAUCGACUCCUCAUGGCUUUCCCAAGGUGGUACCACCGCCAGGAACGACACUUUCUACAUCCUCACAAGUUCGUUCACUUUCAAGAAGACGUACUCUUGACAGUUCGGUUCCGUCGGGAUUGAGCGUUCAUCCUGCACAAGCAGCAGCAGCAGCAGCAGCAGCCGCUGCGAAUGAUGGUUUGGUUUGUGGUUCUGUUUGCGGUCAAAGUUCUGGAAAUUCCCCUUCACCUCGAAGAGUUGGUUCCUUUCGUCGAAGUACCGCUGGAACGAGUUCAGAUAGACCACCACUCAUGUUUUGUCGUCGUAGACCAUCCUGGCCAGAAUUUGACAUACAAGCUACUUCUGGUGUUCAAGAAACAGAUGGCUCAUUUUUCGAGAGUUUCACUGCUUUAUCGUGGAGACAAGAAAAUCGUAGACUGGUGGCACUUCAAGAAGUUGAAGCUCGUGCCAAGGAUGCACCACCAUCUUCCGGAGAUGUCAAUAUAAAUUCUUAUCUUUCUCGUCGAAUCAACAAAGAAGAGAUCGAAAAAUUAUACGUCGAAGUUUUGUAUACGAUCGCGAAUACUGUGGGAGCAAGUACGGGUCAGUACGCACACUAUAAAGAAGACCUUUAUGGUUACGCUCAGGAAGCGUUUGGUAUACCGCAGGAUCAACAUCGACGAUACCUUGAUAUUGCUUCGAAAGAGAAGCCCCCUAUAGUGGUUCUAAGUGUAAUAGUUAUCGAAGCUGAAGGAUUAGAAGCUAAAGACGCUAACGGUUACAGUGAUCCAUACUGUAUGUUGGGCAUACAACCUGGCAAUACGAGCGCACCACUGAGCCCACAAACAAAUUUAUCGGCUCAUUCUCCUCACACACCUCCAGCUUCACCGAGACAAGCGGCUCGUGCAUUAUCCGAUGGUGGUGAAAACGAUAAUUCCCAUCACGAAAAGCUUCGAAAACAUCAUAGUUUCAGAUUAUCAUUCAAACGUAAAGAGCAUACCAGCAGACGAGAACAUCGAGAAUCUUUUAGCGGAGCGGUUCCUGCCAAAUUUAUUCGUGCUACCACAGUGAAACCGCACACACUCAGUCCUCAAUGGAGAGAAAAAUUUCGCUUUGACAUCGAUGAUAUCAGCACGGAUAUCUUGCAUCUCGAUAUAUGGGACCACGACGACGAAUCUUCGGUAUUCGACGCCGUAAGUAAAUUGAACGAGGUACGAGGUGUUAAAGGUCUUGGAAGAUUUUUCAAACAAAUAGCACAAAGUGCACGUUCCGGUAGUCAAGAUGAUUUCUUAGGUUGCGUCAAUAUUCCACUUCAGGAUAUUCCAAGCACGGGAUUGGAAAGUUGGUAUAGACUCGAAGCAAGAACGCAAAGGAGCAACAUACAAGGUAGAAUUAAAUUAAAGUUGUGGUUAUCAACAAGGGAAGAUAGAGGAACAUCCGAAGAAGAUAAUUGGGCUGAACUUAGACAACAGGAAAGACUUUAUACCGUGUUCCUUGAUCACGAAAUGAACAAACAAGGGGAAAACUUCACAGGUGAAUUACCAUUAACUGCACUGACAAUUCUUCAUCAACACGCAGUGCAAGGUGACGUCACAGAAUUGCAACAAGCAAUGAUCAAAUGGAUAGCAAGUUCAAAACAUCCAGGUGUCGAUAUGAAAGUUUUACAUCGUCUUCUUCAGGAAAUGGAUAGUUUAUGGCAUUUGAAAAAAACGGAAACUUCAUCGCGAGACGAAGAACAAUCUUUGGCAGAUUCUUUCAAUGAUUUUAUAGAAGUAUCAUUGAAAAAAAUUCAACAACAUCGUACGUUAUAUCCACCAUUGCAUCGAUUAUCGAUCUCCAAACUCGAAAAUUUACUUAGAUGUUUGGGUCUUUUGUCAAACAUGAACGCAUUUUCGUUAUGUUGUCCAUUUAACAAGGAAAUAAGAGUUGAAAUUGUAACAGCCCUUAAAAAGGGAACUUACGAGUGGUACGAGAAUGUACGACAUCAAACAAUGUAUCAUGAUCAAGAACCUGAUCAAGAUGCGGAUCGUGUAUUGCAAGAUUUUACAAAUUUAGUCACGGCACUAUUGGUCGAUUUGGAACAGGGUCGUAUGUAUUAUAAUGUUCUAUUUGAAAGUACAAACGGUGUACCAUAUUUUUCGAUAGUUUACAAGCAGUUGGAAAAAUUGCUGGCGGAACACGUGACGAAACACAUGGAGAACACUUCCGAGAUUCAAAAUGAACUCGGUGCAAGAGUCACUACAGCUUGUCUUCAAAUUCAUGGACAAAACAGCGAUGUAGAUUACGUUUUACCACCAGGUGCAGAAAUUGGAACAGCAAUUUUUGAAUUUUAUCUAGCAUUGCAAAAUUUUGUCAGUAUGAAGGAAAAGUUACCAUUGUCUGAUCAGAAAUCUCUGAUAAUUUGCAAAUAUUAUGAGUUAUUUAGACCAGCAGUUGACAAAUGGUUGGAUUUAGCAAAACUGAAAGCAUUUCAAAGAAUUCGAAGAGCUACAGAAUUGGAUCGAAUUUGUACAGGUGAUUUUAUAGUAAAACACUGUACAUCUGCAAUCGAUGCUACUGCGUGCUUUUAUCAGAUCAAAGAAUUUUGGAAAAAAUUAGCAUGGCCAGAUCUCGUUGGAUCGUACAGUUUCGUUUCAAAAGUUAUUGAUGCUAUCUGUACUCCUGCUAAUCACUAUGCCGAAAUAAUACAUCAAAAAUUAGCAGACAGUGGAUAUUAUGACGAUCAGACACCAUACAAAACUACAGAUGAGAUGUGCGUAGCUUUAAACGGUUUAGAAUAUGUAAGAAGAUGGUUAUUAGAUCUCGGAGAAGAACUUAAGGUUGAGGAAAUUCUCACUGAAUUGGAAAAUCAAGCUGGAGAUUCUGUUAGAGUGCAAUGGAGAAAUGUAUUGACUUUACCAUUGGAACAAACACCGGGACAAAUGUUACUUUUCAUUAAUCAAAUUGUUUCGAGAAUUGGCACGAAGAUGAGACCAUCUUUGAAGAAAUCAAUGUUUCAUCUUGCCUGGUCACCGGAUAGUUUACCAACAUCAGAAGCAAUCAAUCCUUUAUUGGAAUAUUUGGAUAUGCAUUUGGUUGCACUUAAUUCAGCUCUUUUAGCAGUCAAUUUUACGCGUGUCUUACAGGACGUUUGGGAGGUUGUUCUCAGUGAAUUGAGCAAUCAAAUGGAUGGAAAUGCAGGAGACAAGCCAUCUGUAUUUUACGAAAGAUUGCACGAAGCACUUUUACUAUUGACCAAAUUUUUUCAUGCUGAUGAAAAGGGUCUAUCUUUAGGGAUACUUCAUAGUCGUAACUAUUUAAAUGUGGAGGAACGAUUAAAGUAUCAUACAAUGGAUACGAAUUAUCUUAUCAAUCGUUACUAUUAUCAACGACUUCAGGACCAAUUGAAUACCGUGACAUCCGAGUAUGGUGUUUUGACAGUAAGAGCAUAUUUGAAUCACGAUUCGCUUUGUGUAGAAGUGAUCAAUGCUAGAGACGUAAUACCGUUAGAUCCAAAUGGUUUUAGCGAUCCAUUUGUAAUUAUUGAAUUAUUACCACGAAAAGUAUUUGAACAUUGUGCUGAACAACAAACUAACGUUAAGAAAAGAACUUUGAAUCCGAUGUUCGACGAAUGCUUCGAAUUUUCGGUAAGCGUGGAACAAUGUCAAAGUCCUGACGCUAUAGUAUUAUUUACUGUAAUGGAUCACGAUGUACUCACAGCUAACGAUUUUGCUGGUGAAGCAUUUUUGGGAUUAAGCACGAUACCAGGUGUAGCUGACACUAAUACCAGUAUAGAUAAUUUUCAUGGCCUCAAACAUACUGAGUUACCAUUAAUGCACCAAAAAAAUCGAAACCAUCCAAUUCUUCAAAUUUUGGAAACAAGAACAGGUGAUAAACUAGCCCUCGAUUUCGUAAAGAAACAAAAACAACGAUUCGCCACAUCAUAAAAAUGUUGGCAUCACACUAAUGAAUAAAAAUCUAUCAAAUACACAGGUGAAGAAGAGAUGAUAGAAGAUAAUAUAUCAACAUGGAGAUUAUGAAUGAACUAACGAAAAAGAACUUAACUCGUUUAUGAUAUCCUUCUCUCUGGAUAUUUAACGUAAAUUUAUCCCAAUGUCCUGUGUAAAAUCACGUGUUUGAAUUUAUAAAUCAAUGUUUGAUAAGAAAGCGAAGCAAAAAAAAAAGAAUGAAAAUAGCAUCGAGAAAAAUUUAUUUUUCUGUUUUGGAAGAAGAAGAAGA
Messenger RNA from Polistes dominula (European paper wasp), 5019 nucleotides. It is a transcript of the gene unc-13-4A, whose product is annotated as BAI1 associated protein 3. The record is from RefSeq and is a predicted model, not a curated record. Lineage: Eukaryota; Metazoa; Arthropoda; Insecta; Hymenoptera; Vespidae. Gene Ontology annotation, cellular component: secretory vesicle.